This is a messenger RNA of Alnus glutinosa, 1349 nucleotides long. RefSeq lists its product as uncharacterized. Gene Ontology annotation, molecular function: polysaccharide binding. The coding region runs from base 231 to 1142 and encodes 303 amino acids. The transcript has 2 exons. Lineage: Eukaryota; Viridiplantae; Streptophyta; Magnoliopsida; Fagales; Betulaceae. The record is from RefSeq and is a predicted model, not a curated record.
UGGCUGAAAGCAAGGCAUCUACUAAUAGGGCAAAGCAUAGCCAUCCAACACCGAAAGUCAGAUAGCCAAUUGAAUCCCCGUAAAGGAAAACCACAAUCCACGCACCUUCCUCUCUGUUUCACUCCCCAGUAAUCAACUUAUUAGCUAUAUCUAGCUGCUCUCAGUUCUCAUAUCCUCUUCCUCUCUCUCUCUCUCUCUCUCUCUCUCUCUCUCUCCAUAGUCCUAAGAAUAUGAACCUGAGCCAUCCUUCCAUGACAUUUCUCUCCUUGGUUCCUCUCUUCUUGCUCCCCUCCUUAAUCUCAGCCCAGACCUGCCAAAGAACAUGCGGCAAACAAAUCCUCAAAUAUCCAUUUGGCAGUGAUCCCGGUUGCGGCGACCCACGCUUCCAACAAUACGUCGCUUGCAACCAACAAAGGCUCACUUUAACCACUCACACCGGCUCCUACCCUGUCAGCACCAUAGACUACACACACCAAGUCAUCUACAUAUCAGAUCCUUCCAUGUCAACCUGUUCCUGCACACAACCAAGCAAAGGCUUCGGCCUCGACUGGGAUGCGCCCUUCACUUUUCACGACGACACCAUCUUUGCCUUAUUAGACUGUUCGACCACUUCCUCCCCUAUAUACACUUCGAAUGGCCUAAAUACUGAAGGAAACGGCUCCAAACCCCUUCUUUGCGCUAACGAGGGGACACCCAUUUGCAGUUAUUUAUACUCUUGCCGGCCUAUUAGCACCAUCAACCUCCCAAUCUCAACCUGCUGUAUUUACGCUCCGAUGGAUCUUGGGCCGUCGUUUGAAAUGGAUUUAAAGAAGCUUCAGUGUACUUCAUAUUCUGGAUUUUACAGCUUCAAUGGCCAGGAAGCUAACCCCGAAAACUGGAACUAUGGGAUAGCACUCAAAUAUAAGUUCAACGUGAAUAAUGAAUAUCCAAUCUCGUGUUCUCAAUGCGAGAGAAGUUAUGGAGUUUGUGGCUACACUGGAGCAUACAAUUCGUUUAUCUGUAACUGUCCUAAUGGGCUCAACAUGUCAACGGAUUGUUUCUUCACGGCACCCUAUAACAAUGGCUUGAGGCUUCUUCCAUGGAAGAAUGGGGCUGGGUUGAUCUUUUUUUUGGCAUGGUCAUUAGUUUGGGUUUUGAUGUAGCUUAUGCAUGGGAUCCUCCGGCCAAAUCAAGAAUAAAAAUUGUAAUGCUGGGUUGUGGUCGACUUAUUCGCUUAGAAAAAUAGCCAAUGAAAUCCGGCAUCUUCGGGUGGCAGACAAGUGUGCACAUUCCACUAGUGGACAGUAUUUUCAUCUGAUGUGUGUAUAUAUACUGCGAAAUUUAAUGUUUAAAUGUGCAUGUUUAUCCCU